This is a messenger RNA of Synchytrium microbalum, 735 nucleotides long. RefSeq lists its product as uncharacterized. Lineage: Eukaryota; Fungi; Chytridiomycota; Chytridiomycetes; Synchytriales; Synchytriaceae. Gene Ontology annotation, biological process: microtubule-based movement. Gene Ontology annotation, molecular function: dynein intermediate chain binding. The record is from RefSeq and is a predicted model, not a curated record. The transcript has 4 exons. The coding region runs from base 1 to 735 and encodes 244 amino acids. Gene Ontology annotation, cellular component: cytoplasmic dynein complex; cytoplasm.
AUGGAGGCACCACAAUCCAUAGAGGUAACUGAUGCGCCCGAUAAUGAAUCCAGUGCUGCUCCUGCCCCGCCCUCAAACCCACAAGGAACAACACCGUCGCCACGAAAGAGCAUGUCAAACCAAGGACAAUCGCCAAACAAGUCAUUGUCGUCCGCUACCCGUGUAUCGUCCAGGAAUAAUCUGGCGGGCAGUCGAACCAAUUUAUUGGCUAGUAAAUCCAAUCUACAUGGAUCAAAGGGAAAUCUGGUUGGAACAUCCCGUUCUAAUCUCGCAGGGGCAUCUCAACUGGGUAGUAUGAGGAAUGUAAACAAGGGUGAUGGUACCACUGGUGGUGGUCUAGGAAGUGCUGGAUCUUCUGCUGGUGCUGCUACCCAGGCUGUCAUGUAUGAAAACUCGUACAAGAUGAAACCUGAUAGAAAAUUCCGAAGUGAAGCUGUAAAACGAAUGGUAGAUGAAAUACUAGUAGAGAAACUCAACAAGGUCAAGUAUGACCCUGAAAAGACACCGGAACUAGUCAAAACAAUAUCACACGAGAUAUUAUUCGCAGUCAAGAAGUUUGACUUUGAUCGAUACAAGAUCGUCGUGGACGUUACAAUUGGAGAAUUCAAAGGACAAGGAAUCCGUGCUCAAUCAAGAGCCCUGUGGGACACUUCAACAGAUUCAUUUGCUUCAUCGAGCUACCAUAACGCUACCAUGUUUUGUAUCGCUAUGGUUUUUGGAUUGUAUUUCGAGUAA